GAAAGCUGUGGUUCUCUCAGGCCAUCUUGGAGAAGUGUGUUCCCAGCAGUCACCAUGACCAUGAACAGCCAGGGGUCAGCCCAGAAAGCAGGGACACUCCUCCUGUUGCUGAUAUCAAACCUGCUGUUCUGCCAAAAUGUUCAGCCUCUGCCAAUCUGUUCCGCUGGUGACUGCCAGACUUCUCUCCGAGAGCUGUUUGACCGUGUGGUCAUACUUUCUCACUACAUCCAUACCCUGUAUACAGAUAUGUUCAUUGAAUUCGAUAAACAGUAUGUGCAAGACCGUGAGUUUAUGGUCAAGGUCAUCAAUGACUGCCCCACUUCUUCCCUGGCUACACCUGAAGACAAGGAACAAGCCCUGAAAGUCCCUCCGGAAGUUCUUCUGAACCUGAUCCUCAGUUUGGUGCAGUCCUCGAGUGACCCUCUGUUUCAACUAAUAACUGGAGUAGGUGGUAUUCAAGAAGCCCCCGAAUACAUCCUAUCAAGAGCCAAAGAGAUUGAGGAACAAAACAAGCAGCUUCUUGAGGGAGUUGAGAAGAUAAUUAGCCAGGCCUAUCCUGAAGCCAAAGGAAAUGGGAUCUACUUUGUUUGGUCACAACUUCCAUCCCUACAGGGAGUUGAUGAAGAAUCCAAAAUCUUGUCUUUGCGCAACACCAUUCGCUGCCUGCGCAGGGAUUCCCACAAGGUUGACAAUUUUCUCAAGGUCCUGAGGUGCCAAAUUGCCCAUCAAAACAACUGCUAAACCCACAUUCAGUCCAUCUCUUUCUGAGAUGAUCCUUAAAAGUCCACUUCUUCAAAAGUUUUAUUUGCUUUAUAGUUUUCAGUGCAUGCUUGGGUGCAAUUGGUCUCCUCUUAAAUAAUAAAAACAAACUUUAAAAAAAUGUCAAAGUCUGAAA
Mus musculus (house mouse) is the source of this 895-nucleotide messenger RNA. It is a transcript of the gene Prl, whose product is annotated as prolactin. Gene Ontology annotation, molecular function: hormone activity. The transcript has 5 exons. Gene Ontology annotation, cellular component: extracellular region. The coding region runs from base 55 to 741 and encodes 228 amino acids. Lineage: Eukaryota; Metazoa; Chordata; Mammalia; Rodentia; Muridae. The record is from RefSeq and is marked validated.